Molecule: messenger RNA, 1001 nt
Organism: Lipotes vexillifer (Yangtze River dolphin)
Lineage: Eukaryota; Metazoa; Chordata; Mammalia; Artiodactyla; Lipotidae
Product: arylamine N-acetyltransferase 1
Exons: 2
Coding region: 52-924 (290 amino acids)
Molecular function (GO): arylamine N-acetyltransferase activity
Source: RefSeq, a predicted model, not a curated record
UGAAUUAAAACUGAGACUCAAUCUACAUUGAACUUCCUCAGAAAAGGAAUCAUGAACAUUGAAGCAUAUUUUGAAAGAAUUGGUUAUAAGCACUAUAGGAACAAACUGGACUUGGAAACAUUAACUGACAUUCUUCAGCACCAGAUCCGAGCCAUUCCCUUUGAGAACCUUAACAUCCAUUGUGGGGAAGCCAUGGAAUUGGGCUUAGAGGCCACUUUUGAUCAAAUUGUGAGGAGGAACCGAGGUGGGUGGUGUCUCCAAGUCAAUCAUCUUCUGUACUGGGCUCUGACCACAAUUGGUUUUGAGACCAUGAUAUUGGGAGGGUAUGUAUACAACACUUCAGCAAACAAAUAUAGCAAUGCCAUGAUUCACCUCCUGCUGACGGUGACCAUUGAUGGCAAGAACUACAUAGCUGAUGCUGGAUUUGGACGCUCUUACCAGAUGUGGCAGCCUCUAGAGUUAAUUUCUGGGAAGGAUCAGCCCCAGGUGCCUUGCACCUUCUGCUUGACAGAAGAGAGAGGAAUUUGGUACCUAGACCAAAUCAGAAGAGAGCAGUAUAUCCCAAACCAAGAAUUUCUUAAUUCUGAGCUCCUGGAAAAGAAUAAAUAUCGGAAAAUCUACUCUUUUACUCUUGAACCUCGAACAAUUGAAGACUUUGAGUCUGUGAAUAUAUACCUUCAGGAAUCUCCAGCAUCUGUCUUUACAAGCAAGUCAUUUUGUUCCUUGCAGACCCCAGAAGGUGUUCACUGUUUAGUGGGCUUCACCCUCACCUACAGGAGAUUCAAUUAUAAGGACAAUACAGAUUUGGUGGAGUUUAACACACUGAAUGAAGAAGAAGUAAAAGAAAAUCUAAAAAAAAUAUUUAAUAUUUCCUUGGAGAAAAAGCUUGUCCCCAAACAUGGUGAUAAAUUUUUUACCAUAUAGAGUAAACAGUAAAAAUGGUCUCAGUAUUACUUCUGGUGCUGUAACUUUUUAUUAUAAAACAAUUGAAACGUCUAUAA